Molecule: messenger RNA, 1029 nt
Organism: Cylindrotheca closterium
Lineage: Eukaryota; Bacillariophyta; Bacillariophyceae; Bacillariales; Bacillariaceae
Source: the annotation of a GenBank genome assembly
AUGUUGCCCUCUCACUUGAUGGAUUCCAGCUUGCGAAAGAAUGAGCCACGACGACAGAUACGAUUGGGUGAAAUGCCACCAGCCCCACCUCCAUCCCUGUGCAUUACUGGCGCCAUGUCAAGAGUAGGAAGGUUUGAACCGUCUCCCGGAAUUUCACUCGCCUAUACCAUCUUUCGACCCCGUCAAUUGCUCGACGAUCGCAAACCACCGCUGAUUGUGUGUCACGGAGGACCAUCGAUUCCUAGUAAUUAUCUAUUGCCUAUCGUCAAUGGAGUCACGGACAGAGCCAUUGUCUUUUACGACAUGUGGGGUUGUGGCAAAUCGUCCAGGCCAGCGCGAAUGACCAACACUCCAUUUUCCAUACCCAAAAUGGUAGAGCAUUUACAGGGGCUCAUAAAGCAUUGGAACGUGAAUGAGUUUCAUUUAUUUGGACACUCGUUUGGUGGAAUCCUGGCCUAUGAAUACUUGAAGAAGGAGAGAACUGGUUGUCUAUCUCUACUCCUUGGGAGUACGCCAACGUCCCCAAAAUUGAUUCAGAGAGAGUGUUUUCGACUGGAUCAAGAAAUUCGCAAUACCGCCAACGCAUCCAUAGUAUCCACCAAUUCAGUUGACAAUGACGAGGCGGCCGAGAAAGAGGAAGAAACGAAAUUGAAACAGCCGCAACGAUUUUCCGAGGCAUUUCUUCAAACUCACGAAUGUCGUUUGCCUGCACUCCCAUUGGUACUGACGGAUGCCUUGGCACAAGCAGGACCUCCAGGCUGGCGGGGGGCUCCAGCCAUUAUCGACUAUGAAGCAUUGGAACCUUUGUCUGGUAUUCCAACCCUGGUGUUGGUGGGAGAAUAUGAUUUUUGUACUCCUACAUGCACCGAAGGCUGGAAGACAAUUAUUUCAGAUCCAAGUCCCGAGUUUUUUGCACUGGAAAACUGCUCGCACUAUGGUAUGCUCGAAGACGAAUCCAAGUACGGCAUCGCAAUCACAUCCUUUGUGCAACAACACGACGAUGCUCCAAGCAAACGAGCAGUUGUAUAG